Panicum virgatum (switchgrass) is the source of this 722-nucleotide messenger RNA. Its product is annotated as membrane magnesium transporter. The record is from RefSeq and is a predicted model, not a curated record. Gene Ontology annotation, cellular component: Golgi apparatus; plasma membrane; early endosome. Lineage: Eukaryota; Viridiplantae; Streptophyta; Magnoliopsida; Poales; Poaceae. The transcript is spliced from 4 exons. The coding region runs from base 136 to 456 and encodes 106 amino acids.
CGCCUCCCGGGCCUGACACUCUACUAGUCUGGUCAUCUGUUAGCCGGCACGGCCAGCGGACCCGAAGGAGAUUCCCCCGUUCCCCGCGCGGCGAGCAGGAGGAGCAGGGGAAGACACAGCCAGCCGCGCCUCGCCAUGGGGAUCGGCUACGUGGUGGGCGUCCUCGGCGGCGCCAUCCUCGCCCACGCCGCCUACGCCACCAUCCAGUAUCGGGCGGUGCUGAAGAUCACGGAGGAAGAGUUCACUCGGCCACCCAUGGAUGUGAUGAUGGAGUUGCUCUUGGGGUUGGCCUUGUGUAUGUGGGCAGGUCUUGCUGUUCCAGCGAAGUUUCUCUCAGUGCUCCCACAUUCUGAGGAGAAUAGGAUCGUCUCCCUCCCGGCUAACCUGGAUUUCAUGAUCUUCAACCACCGGGGGAGAGCGCUGCCGUCCGACCCAGACCUAAAGCUGAAGAAAUAGACACAUCUUUUCAGACCUAGUUUUUAGUUGCCUUGUAACCAUUUUGAUCUGGAGGAGGUUCCAGUUUUUGUGUCUCUAUUUGUUUAGGGGGGAAAAAAUCUUCCCAGACCAUAAGACCAUAAGUAACUUAUUUACGAAUGUAACACUAGAAUUUGUGGCACUGUGAUUCCUCAAACUUGUAUGGUGGUAAUUCGAGCUUCUGUUGCAGCCCCGAGCAGAUUCUGUACUUCAUUCAUCAGCUAAUCAGUUGCCAGCUGCUUUGUUAA